AUGGCCACCCCCAAUGUUCUUACUUUUGACGCUGAGGGGAGGGCCAUUGACUUUGCCGUCUGGAUUGAAGACCUGCAGCUGUACUUACUGUGUGAUGCGAUAGAUGAGGUCUCUCUCUUUGACUUUGUCUCUGGAGCUGUCCCUGCCCCGCCUGCUGAUGCUGACUCUGCCGUUCGCUCCAAGUGGGCGACCCGCGAUGCUGCUGCACGUCUUGCUGUGCGUCGCCACCUCCCUUCCUCUGAGCGUGCCCACUUUAGUCAGUGCAAGACCGCUCAGGCCUUGUACGACGCUGUAGUUGCACGCUACUCCUCUCCUUCCUCCGCUACCCUUAGCCGCCUCAUGCUACCGUUUCUCUUCCCUGACCUCGCUUCCUUUCCCACUGUCGCUGACCUCGUUACCCACCUCCGCACUAGUGACGCUCGCUACCGCGCUGCCCUUCCUGCUGAGUUCCGCGCCGCAAACCCUCCUCCCAUGUAUAUCACUCUCUACUUUCUCGUCACCCGUCUUCCUGAGUCCCUUCGUGUCGUUAGGGACCAGUUUCUCGCUGGGCCUCUAGGGGUGACCCUCGCACCCCCAUCUUUGAGGGGUGUUCUCCUUCCCCCCUGCUGCCCUCUGUCGCCUCUGCUGCUACGGCCGACCUCGCUGGUUUUGAGUCGGUCGGUGCGGCGUCUGCCCCCAGCGGCAGACGCCGCUCUGGCAAGGGCAAGGGGGGCAAGGGAGCGGGUGGAUCUAGAGGAGGCAGUGGCGGAGGAGGUGGGGGUGGCGGGGGGAGUGGGGGUGGCGGUGGAGGUGGUGGCGGGAGUGGGGGUACCGGUGGAGGAGGUGGAGGCGGAGGUGGCGGCGGAGGCGGCAGCGGAGGAGGCGGGGGCGAGGGUACCGGUGGGGGCGGUGGCGGUGGAGACGGGGGUGGCGGUGGAGGUGGGAGUGGCGGUGGAGGCGGGAGUGGCGGAGGCGGCGGGGGUCGGAGUGGCUCGUCCCAGCGGAGCAGCUCUGGGGGUGGUCAGCGCCAGCAGCAGCAGCAGCAGCAGCAGCAGCAGCAGCGGUCUCGCACCGUCCCCGCCCCUCAGCAGCUCCGUGUGUCCCAGGUAG
Messenger RNA from Closterium sp. NIES-65, 1089 nucleotides. NCBI's taxonomy places the organism in Eukaryota, Viridiplantae, Streptophyta, Zygnematophyceae, Desmidiales, Closteriaceae. The record is from the annotation of a GenBank genome assembly.